Molecule: messenger RNA, 652 nt
Organism: Urocitellus parryii (Arctic ground squirrel)
Lineage: Eukaryota; Metazoa; Chordata; Mammalia; Rodentia; Sciuridae
Source: RefSeq, a predicted model, not a curated record
AUGACUUCUGGUUCUGAUGCUGUACUAAGAAAACACAACACUAAAAACAAAGAUUAUAUUCUUUAUAUCUACAGAAAUCCUAAAGAUGUUUUGGUUUCCUUUUUUCAUUUUUCAAAUUGGGUGGCUCGAUUCAAGCCUUCUGAUACUAUUGAGAAUUUUAUGGAAAUGUUUCUAGAUGGACAAGUGAUGGGAAGUCGUUGGUUUGAUCAUGUAAGAGGCUGGUAUGAACACAGACAUGACUUCAAUAUUCAGUUCAUGAGCUAUGAAGAUAUGAAAAAGGACCUCAGAAGUGCAGUGCUGAAAAUCUGUGGAUUUCUUGAGAAAGAACUUAGUGAAGAAGUUGUGGAUACUGUUGUGAAACAGGCUUCAUUUCAGAACAUGAAGACUAAUCCACAAGCAAAUUAUCAUGGUAUUACAAAGUAUGAACUUGGAGUGAGAAAUGAUAAAGGACAUUUUCUGCGCAAAGGUACCAUUGGAGAUUGGAAACAUCAUUUUACUGUGGAGCAGAAUGAAAGAUUUGACCAGAUAUUCCAAAGGGAAAUGAAAGACGUUCCCCUGAAAUUCAUCUGGGAUAUAAAUGAGGAGUAGAAUUCUAAUCAAACCAUAAAAGAAUCAUAUAAACUCUAAUCAGAGGCUAUAUCUUAACCUACAU